Molecule: messenger RNA, 339 nt
Organism: Daldinia childiae
Lineage: Eukaryota; Fungi; Ascomycota; Sordariomycetes; Xylariales; Hypoxylaceae
Exons: 1
Coding region: 1-339 (112 amino acids)
Source: RefSeq, a predicted model, not a curated record
AUGGUUGUGGUUGCUGGUACUGCAUUUGAGGCGGCUGGUUCGGAGGUGGAUAGUGAUGCGUAUUCUGGGGCGAAUUUGUCGCUGGAGGCUGGUGUCCGGCAGGAAAAGAUCGCGGCCGGCCACCAUAAUACUCUCGCUCCGCUGCCGUCUCUAACGGCAUAUGUCGGGGAGCAUUUAAGGACUGCGCUUGAGGCGACGCGGAUGCAUAUGGUUUUAGAGGGGGCAUCGCGGAUGGUGCUGGUGGUGGAUUCCGACCGUAUCCGUAACUUUGAUCUGAUUCUCUCCGAAUAUGAGACGGUGGCGGCGGCGGGAGGGGGAGGGCGCGAUAGACUAGAUUGA